Cynoglossus semilaevis (tongue sole) is the source of this 3329-nucleotide messenger RNA. It is a transcript of the gene ilf3b, whose product is annotated as interleukin enhancer binding factor 3b. The coding region runs from base 192 to 2789 and encodes 865 amino acids. Gene Ontology annotation, molecular function: single-stranded RNA binding; double-stranded RNA binding. NCBI's taxonomy places the organism in Eukaryota, Metazoa, Chordata, Actinopteri, Pleuronectiformes, Cynoglossidae. Gene Ontology annotation, cellular component: precatalytic spliceosome. The transcript is spliced from 18 exons. The record is from RefSeq and is a predicted model, not a curated record.
CAGUCAGUCGCAGAUUCCAUCGAAUCAGAUUCGUCGUCUUUGCUCAGUGGAGGUUCCACACGGGAUUCCAUUUGCGCUCCUGCGGAAACCAGGGGGCUGUGAGCUGCCCCUUCCCUCAGCUGUGAAGAAGCAGACGGAGAGCAACGUUCUCAUCUCCUCCAAAGACCUCCUCACUAGUGAACCUCGCAGCAAUGCCUCCACCGAUGCGUCACCGCUCCAUGCGUGUUUUCAUGAACGACGACCGCCAUGUCAUGGCCAAACACUCCACCAUCUACCCCACUCAAGAGGAGCUGGAAAGUGUACAGAACAUGGUAUCCUGCACGGAGCGCGCCCUGAAGGCCGUCUCUGAUUGGCUAGAUAAGCAAGAGAAGGAGACGACGAAACCUGACCCGGAUGGUACAGAGGCUGACAAGGAAAAUGAGCAGAGAGACCACGCUGCUCGCUCUCUGCGGGGUGUCAUGAGAGUCGGCCUGGUCGCCAAGGGACUUCUCUUGAAGGGGGACUUGGACCUAGAACUGGUCCUUCUCUGUAAGGACAAGCCCACCGUCGGUCUGCUGAAGAAAGUGUCUGAAAACCUUGAAAUGCAGCUCAAGCUGAUCGUAGAGGACAAAUACGUGGUAACGCAGAACAUCCGGGAAGCCAGUAUCGUCAUCCAGAACACCAGUGAGCCCCCCCUCACUCUCACCAUAAACCUGACCUCCCCAUUGGUUCGUGAGGAGAUUGAGAAGGCCGCAGCUGGAGAAACGCUUUCAGUCAUCGAUCCUGCGGAUGUUCUGGACAGGCAGAAAUGCCUGACUGCCUUGGCGUCUCUCCGCCACGCUAAGUGGUUCCAGGCCAGAGCCAACGGACUCCGCUCCUGUGUUAUUGUCAUCCGGAUCCUGAGGGACCUGUGUUGUCGUGUUCCGACGUGGGCUCCUCUCCGCGGUUGGCCCCUGGAGCUGAUCUGUGAGAAGGCCAUCGGUACCGGGAACAGGCCCAUGGGGGCCGGAGAGGCUCUGCGCAGAGUUCUGGAGUGUCUGGCGUCAGGGAUCCUCAUGGCAGAUGGUGCUGGGGUCUCUGAUCCAUGUGAGAAGGAGCCCACCGAUGCUAUUGGUCACCUGGACCAGCAGCAGAGAGAAGAUAUCACAGCGAGUGCACAACAUGCCUUACGACUGUCAGCAUUUGGACAGCUUCACAAAGUGCUUGGAAUGGACCCCCUCCCCUCAAAGAUGCCCAAGAAACCUCCAAACAAGUCCCCCAUGGAUUACACUGUUCAAAUCCCACCCAGCACAGCCUACGCCCCCCCAAUGAAGAGGCCCAUCGAGGAGGAGGAGGGGCCAGAUGACAAGAGUCCUAACAAGAAGAAGAAGAAGUUGCAGAAGAAAUCCACUGACGAGAAGGCGGAGCCUCCACAGUCUAUGAACGCCCUGAUGAGACUCAACCAGCUGAAGCCGGGCCUCCAGUAUAAACUGGUCUGUCAGACCGGACCCGUCCAUGUCCCCGUCUUUACAAUGUCUGUGGAGGUGGACGGGAAAACCUUUGUGGCCUCUGGCCCGUCCAAACGCACCGCCAAGCUGCACGUGGCCGUGAAGGUCCUGCAGGACAUGGGUCUGCCUACAGGUGUGGAGAUAAAGACGGAGGUCAAGUCAGAACCAGAGGAGACCAGUGUUACCCCAGAGGAGGAGAAACCGGUUGUUCUUCCUGCAGAAACGACCACAGCUGCCAAACCAGAGGACAGUCCAGACACCAGCGGCGCUGCAGAGGUACAGAACAAGGACCAGACCGCUCGUCAGCAGGGACCAAUACUGACCAAAAAUGGCAAGAACCCUGUCAUGGAGCUGAAUGAAAAGCGCCGUGGCCUCAAGUACGAGCUGAUCUCAGAGACCGGCGGGAGCCACGACAAGCGCUUUGUCAUGGAGGUGGAGAUCGACGGGCAGAAGUUUCAGGGGACGGGGUCCAAUAAGAAGGUGGCCAAGGCCUUCGCUGCUCUGGCUGCUCUGGAGCAGCUGUUCCCUGAAGGCUCUGUGGUGGAGGCUGCGAAGAAGAAGAAGGGACCGCCCAUGCACACAGUCAUUUUCAGUAUCAUGGGCCCCCCCAUGCACGAAGAUACAGGUCUGCCCAGGGGCAGAGGGCGAGGAGGCCGAGGGCGUGGACGAGGGCGAGGCUACAACAAUGGAGGAGGUUACGCUCAAGCAGGUGGAUUUGGGACGUACGGCUACGCCACGCACAACAGCUCGAAUUCAUUAUACAAUUACUACAUUGAUGGUGGCACAAAUGGAGAGUCCGGGGAAUCGAGCGGCUCACAGGACAGCCCGUCAUCUAACACCACGCCACCAGGGGGACAGAGCUCGUACGGCUCGUACUACCAGAAUGACGGGGGCUACAGCGCCGCCUCUGCUGCUAAAGCCCCUAAAAAGAAACCCCCCGUGCACAAAGGAGCAAAAGCGUCAUUUCAAGGUCCUCCUGGAACAAACGGUGGAUCUUCAGGAGGCUACCAGUCCAGCAGUCCUGGAGGUCAGGGGUCGUACAACCAGUACAGCCAGGGUUACGGACAAGGAAAGAAAAGUUUUAACCAGAACCAAGGAGGCACGGGUGGAUACAUGUACAGCACCGCCUACCCAAGCCAGGUGACGGGUGGAGCUGGAGGUAACCAGGACUACAGCUACGAGGGAUACAGCAGUCAGUCCAGCUACGGCUCACAGGGAGGAGGUGGAGGUAGUCAGGGCUUCGGCAGCAGCAGCCACUCUCAGUACCACAACCAAACAGGCUACGGCCGAGGAGACGGCAGCAUGAGCUACCAGUACAGAUAGAGGGUGAGACGGUGUGAGUCAUCGGUACCAGGUGUGCUGCGGUGUCUGGACCAGUCUCCAGAGAACGUUGACGGACUCCUUCCACAGCUUCGUAUGUGCUUUGGUGUUGAUAUUGUAUGUAGCACGCGUGGGCACAAAUGAAACGUCAGACUUGACAUGUGGCUGAGUCCAGUGGUCUGGGUAGAGUUUAGUUCUGUGUUUUAGGUUCUUUCUUUUUUUUUUUUUUGGUUAAUCUGUGUUAGCGGUUCUCCACACCUGAUGUGAACGUCUGCUGACUCAGCACAUUCUUUACUCGUGUGAAACUAAAACAUCUUCUUUAAAGCAACAAAGAUUGUAUUGUUUUUGUUUGAUCCAUGAACCCAGGUCUUUUAUUUGUCGGAUUUUAACAUUGUGUUGGUUAUUUUGAACAUGUUUUGACAGUUACUGGACAGAACAUAAAUGCAUUCUGUGAAAUCCACACGUACUAGCAUUUAGAUGGAGAUGGAUUUGUUCUUGUGAAUGUCAACAGUGUGUAUUAAAGGAUUUUUAUUUUAAAAUGAA